UCAACACUUUGGAGGCUAAUACUACGUAACAUCCGGUUCGACGGGUCCGUGAAGUGGGUGAAAGGUGAAAGACGCAGAGUCGCAGCAGAAACUGGAUGUUUGCUGCCUUUCUCUGAGCUGGGAUUCAACAUGCUGCAGAACACUGGGAAGCUCGCCGGCUGCACGCUCUUCAUCACGGGAGCGAGCCGCGGCAUCGGCAAAGCCAUCGCCCUGAAAGCCGCUCGGGACGGGGCCAACAUCGUGAUCGCCGCCAAGACGGCCGACCCCCACCCCAAGCUUCCAGGAACCAUCUUCACAGCUGCAGACGAAGUGGAGGCGGCGGGGGGGAAGGCGCUGCCCUGCGUGGUGGACAUCCGCGAUGAGCAGCAGAUCGGAGCGGCCGUUCAGAAAGCUGUGGAAACAUUUGGAGGCAUCGACAUCCUGGUGAACAACGCCAGCGCCAUCAGCCUGACGGGGACCCUGGAGACGCCGAUGAAGAAGGUGGACCUGAUGCUGGGGAUCAACCUGAGAGGAACGUACCUGACGUCGAAGCUGGUCAUCCCUCACCUGCUGAAGAGCCGCAGCCCUCACAUCCUGAACCUGUCGCCUCCGCUCAACCUCAAUCCCGUUUGGUUCAAGAACCACACCGCAUAUACCAUGGCGAAGUAUGGGAUGUCCAUGUGUGUCCUGGGCAUGGCCGAAGAAUUCAGAGGUCAAAUCGCUGUCAACGCCCUGUGGCCUAAAACUGCGAUCCAGACGGCGGCCAUGGACAUGCUGGGAGGCGACGGCAUUGGGAAGCAGUGCCGUAAAGCGGACAUUAUUGCAGACGCCGCCUAUGCCAUCCUGUCCAAAGCCAAGGACUACACGGGUCACUUCCUGGUGGACGAGGACAUCCUCAGGGAGCACGGCAUCAAAGACUUCGACCAGUAUGCCAUCCAACCAGGCCACCCCCUGCUGCCGGACUUCUUCCUGGAUGAAGCACCGGAGUCGCUGGUCAAACAGAUGGAGCAACACGGGGCAACACCAGCCUUUAAACCGCCAUCUUCAUCGUCGGACACGCCCCUUCCUGGUGGACCAAUAGAAAGCACCUUUGACGUCAUCAGAGGAGUCAUCAGCGCAGACGUGGUCAAGUCCACACAGGGCAUCUACCGCUUCGACCUCUCAGGAGAACACGGCGGCGUUUGGUUUUUGGACCUGAAGAGUGGCGCCGGCAGCGCGGGGAAAGGCGAGCCCCCUGUCCAAGCCGACGUUGUCAUGACGAUGGACUCCAGUGACUUCACUAAGAUGUUUGCAGGGAAGCUGAAGCCCACCAUGGCCUUCAUGUCCGGGAAGCUGCGGAUCAAAGGGGACAUGACGCUCGCCAUCAAGCUGGAGAAGCUGAUGGGCCGCAUGAACAAGGCCAAGCUGUGAGGCCCAGGCUCCGCCCACCGCCUGCCAGGCUCCGCCCACCGCCGGCCAGGCUCCGCCCACCGCCCUGCCAGGCUCCGCCCCCUCUCUGUUUAUUGCUGUCCAUGUUGCCUUAACGAUAAACUGACACCCUGGUAUGAAACCGUGGAGGGGAUGGUGCCGUCAGGAGCCGACCCGCCUGCUGGCUCGGUCAGAACCAGAACCAGAACCAGAACCAGGCUGCUGGAUCUGGACCGGAUCAGCUGCUUUUAACCAGGACCGCCUCACAGGAACUGAUUUUCUAACUCGUUGACUAAUACCAAUUGUGUUGCCAUGGUAACAGGAAAUAAAUGGAUCUGAUUGAUAA
This is a messenger RNA of Fundulus heteroclitus (mummichog), 1732 nucleotides long. RefSeq names its product hydroxysteroid dehydrogenase like 2 (gene hsdl2). The transcript has 11 exons. NCBI's taxonomy places the organism in Eukaryota, Metazoa, Chordata, Actinopteri, Cyprinodontiformes, Fundulidae. The record is from RefSeq and is a predicted model, not a curated record. Gene Ontology annotation, cellular component: mitochondrion. Bases 130 to 1389 code for a protein of 419 amino acids.